UGUGGAGCGAGUCUCCAUGAAGUAAUGAGGGCAGCAGGGAAGGAGUUUAUAUUCUCCAGUGAGGACAAAGCCUCACACGCACAGCAUCUCCUCUGGAGCCCUCUGUCCAUAUCAGUUCAUUUUUAACAGGGUUGUCUUCAGGUAGUGGUUGCGGGGGCAAUCAGGAGAGGUGAAACAGCUAUCCAACUAUGCCCAUUUGCAGAGGUCUCAGGCUGAGUUAUUGCUGAGAGACAUGAGACUGACAGACUGAUACAGCAUGAGUGAAGGAGAAAGCCAUUACACUUCCACGCGUCAACUUAUGAGGAAAUAGGGGCGAGGUUGUUCCCUCUCCGCCAGCCAAACUGCCGGUCGUCAUGGAGUCUGUGGUGAGAGUGAAAAAGUCACUGAGAUCGCCCAUCAGGAAACUGACCAGUUGUGUGAAAGCGGCGGAGGAGAAAAGGUUGUGUGCGAGACGCAGAGGGAAGAAGGGCAGGGGCCACAGAGGGUGCAACAUACUGAGGAAGACCCCUCCACUACAGGCCUCGAAUCUCAAAGACCCCUCAAUCAUACGCUCGUACCAGGCUGACCUGGACAAAGAGAGAAAGCUGCGGGAGGCACUGAACGCUCAAAAGAACGCACAGAGGGCAGCUAUGAGAGCUCAGUUCAGGAGAAAAUAUCGACUUUCUGAGAGCCCUGAGGACACAAACCACCUGAGGUCUGUUGGCGGCAAAGUAUCGCUCCCCCCUGAGCUGUCGAAGAUGAUUCAUCCUGAAACCAAAACCAAGGACGACAGCUUCAACCUGCUGAGCGCCUUCCAAGGCCUCAGCAUCAACAGGGCAGUGUUGACCAGAGGGAAACCCAGCAGGACGCCCACACCAGCGUCAGCUCAUGGAGACUCUUGUAGGGUCAUGUAAUUAGUGCUGUUUAUAAAGACAGAAAUAAGUGCUUUCUGAUGGUUUAAAUUAUUGUUUUCUAUAAAUUUGGAAGCCCAGUUUCAUCAUACUUGCUGACAAAAUGACUGAAUGCCAUUCAGAUAUAUUUUUGUACUUAAGCUUAAUUUAUUUAUAAGUAUUAUACUGUAAUAAUUUGAAUAUAUACAUGCGAAAUGUCAUGAUUUCAAAGCAUUUAAAAAAUUUGUUCUUUUGUACCAAAUUGUAUGCAGUAAAUAGACUAUGAAACCAAGCAAAAAUAACUAUAAUGCAAAACCUACAAAUAAAUGGAAAUGAGGGAGA
Girardinichthys multiradiatus is the source of this 1211-nucleotide messenger RNA. Its product is annotated as complexin-3-like. Gene Ontology annotation, biological process: synaptic vesicle exocytosis; neurotransmitter transport; regulation of neurotransmitter secretion. Gene Ontology annotation, molecular function: syntaxin binding. NCBI's taxonomy places the organism in Eukaryota, Metazoa, Chordata, Actinopteri, Cyprinodontiformes, Goodeidae. The record is from RefSeq and is a predicted model, not a curated record. The transcript is spliced from 4 exons. Gene Ontology annotation, cellular component: terminal bouton; SNARE complex. Bases 354 to 893 code for a protein of 179 amino acids.